AUGGAGCACGCCAUGGCCUUUAGCAGCGCCGAGCAGCGGGCCCAGCUACAUACCAUGUGGGCUAAUCAGCAGCGCCCGCAAAAGGAGGUGUCCAUGUCCGAGGUUGUGGGCGAGGAUGAAUUCGCCAACGACCCCGAGGUUAUGUACUGCCUGCUUUCUCCCGAGGAGUCCCUCGUCAAGGAACGCCUCUGGGUCAACGAAAACCGCGACUGGCUCCGCAAUCAACAGGAGAAAGUCUUUCGACGCAAGGCCGAGGCUGACAAGCCCAAGGCCACUCGGCGCCGCCGCAAGAAGCCCCGCAUCGGCGAAGGGCAGACGAGCCCAGCCAGCACCGCCGCCGAGGCUGCCGUCAAUGUCAUGAAGGAGCGCGCCUUCUCCACCCGCAUCAACUACGAUGCCAUCCGCAGCCUGUUUGACAUGCCUAGUCCCCCGGCACUGGCACGGCCACGAGCACCAAGACGAGCUACGCGGGAAGCCAAGCCGGCGCUGGGGAUGACAUGGCGGAACCCGCCGAGAGUGUAG
Messenger RNA from Parascedosporium putredinis, 522 nucleotides. The record is from the annotation of a GenBank genome assembly. Lineage: Eukaryota; Fungi; Ascomycota; Sordariomycetes; Microascales; Microascaceae.